This is a messenger RNA of Leptopilina boulardi, 840 nucleotides long. It is a transcript of the gene Csl4, whose product is annotated as exosome complex component CSL4. Gene Ontology annotation, biological process: RNA processing. Bases 133 to 825 code for a protein of 230 amino acids. Gene Ontology annotation, cellular component: cytoplasm; nuclear exosome (RNase complex). Gene Ontology annotation, molecular function: RNA binding. The record is from RefSeq and is a predicted model, not a curated record. NCBI's taxonomy places the organism in Eukaryota, Metazoa, Arthropoda, Insecta, Hymenoptera, Figitidae. The transcript is spliced from 6 exons.
UCAGCUAUAUUUUUGCUCCUUAAAGCGCUCUCCGAGCAACAUAACCAAACAUAAACUCAAUGUGCUUUCAGUGAAUGUGGAAAUCUUUUUAAUUUUAAUAAAAAGGGAUACAAAUAAAUAAAAAUAAAGAAAAUGCUAGAAAUACCAGAGAUUAUUUGUGUACCUGGGCAAAGAUUAUCUGUAGCUGAUAAGGGAAAUUUACCUGGUUCAGGAACAUAUGAACAGCUUGGUUAUAUUUAUUCAAAAUUAGCUGGAUUUGUUAAAGUAAUUAAAGAAAAGGAAAUAAACAGAAUAGAAGUGCAUACGGUAAUGGAGCAAAGUAUUGUUCCUGCACCUGGUGAUAUUGUGACAGCAAUGAUAACAGUUGUCAAUCAAAGAAUGUGUAAAUGUACAAUAAAAUGUAUAGGUGAUGUAGUUCUGACAAGACCUUAUCGGGGAGUUUUACGUCGAGACGAUGUAAGAGCAACUGAAAAGGAUAAAAUCGAAAUGUACAAAUCAUUUCGACCUGGCGACAUCAUUUUAGCACGAGUUUUACCAAUGACGGAAGCACAUAAUUAUCAACUCAGUACAUCAGAAAAUGAACUGGGUGUUGUUAUAGCUCACAGUGAAGAAGGUGUUUCAAUGAUACCAGUAAGUUGGACAGAGAUGCAGUGUCCAAAAACGUUAAUAAAAGAAUAUCGUAAAGUAGCUAAAGUGAUACCUGAAGACGCGAUCAAUGACAUAAUUCUAAUUCAAAAUUGCACAUUUAUUAAAGAAUCAUUAGGAUGCACUUUGGAUAGAAAGGACAUUCCAUUUGACUUAAGACAAGAAUAUGACUUCAUUUAACCUUAUUUGAAUGUU